Molecule: messenger RNA, 649 nt
Organism: Erythranthe guttata (spotted monkey flower)
Lineage: Eukaryota; Viridiplantae; Streptophyta; Magnoliopsida; Lamiales; Phrymaceae
Source: RefSeq, a predicted model, not a curated record
GAAGAAUUGGCGACUGGCGGAGUUUAUUGAUUCAACGAAAAUUUGUUAGCUUUCCCAAUCAAAUUUCUCCCAAAUGGACAGCGAUUCCAGAAACCCUACCUCCGAUCGCCACCCCAGUCACGGCGGCGCUUCCACGAGCAUUCUUCCCAUAACAGCAACCACCGACGACAUCGCACCGUCCAGCAGCAGAUUGGCCCGGGUCGAAUGGCCCACCAUUGAUGGCCCGCUUGGCCUCUCGCACGAAGAUUCGCUUGCGUAUGCUCGCAGAUUCUUCAAAUUGGGAUUUUUAUGCCUGCCUUUCCUUUGGGCCGUCAAUUGCUUCUAUUUCUGGCCAGUCCUUCGCAACCCCCAUUCUCAUCAUUCAAACCCUCGCCUCCGCACCUAUCUUGUUGGAUCAGCAAUUGGUUUCACGGUGUUCACAGCUAUUCUAUCCUCAUGGGCUCUUACCUUUGCCAUUGGAGGGGAGCGUAUGUUUGGGCAUGUUUGGAAGGAAUUGGUAUUGUACAAUGUGGCUGACAAAUAUGGCUUAACUGGAUGGAUCUAGAUAUGUUCCUAUUUCCUACUUGUAUACGUUCGGUAUCUACAUGCACUAGUAUGUAUUUUUUUUUCCUGAAAACUAUUUGGGGUGUUAUGUUCAGUUACUGCCUUU